This is a messenger RNA of Aspergillus terreus NIH2624, 1317 nucleotides long. RefSeq lists its product as uncharacterized. The record is from RefSeq and is a predicted model, not a curated record. The transcript has a single exon. The coding region runs from base 1 to 1317 and encodes 438 amino acids. Lineage: Eukaryota; Fungi; Ascomycota; Eurotiomycetes; Eurotiales; Aspergillaceae.
AUGCAGCGCAUCUGCAUGGGGCGGUCGGACCCGGCGCUCAGCCGCACGCUCAUCACCGAGUCCAACGCAGCCGUCAAAUGGCUCGCCGCCAACGGCGUGCGCUUCCAGCUGUCCUUCAACCGGCAGGCCUACGAAGUCGACGGCCGCUACAAAUUCUGGGGCGGGAUGGCACUGAAGACGCAGGAUGGCGGAAAGGGCCUGAUCGCCGACCACCGCGCCGCUGCGCGCCGCCACGGCGUCGUCGUCUGCUGGCAGACAGCGCUGACAGGCGUGCGUCUCCACGACCCGCGGCCACGCAGCGCCCAGCGCCGCGUGUCAGCGACAGUCAUCCACCACGGCGAGACACGCACCAUCGCAGCGCAUGCACUCGUCUUCGCGGCUGGCGGCUUCGAGGCCAGCCCGCGCCACCGGUGCCAGUUCCUCGGGCCCGGCUGGGACCUGGCGCUGGUGCGCGGCACGCCCUACAACACGGGCGACUGUCUGGAUCUGGCGCUGGGUGGGGAGCUGGGCGUGCGGCCGGCAGGCAACUGGUCGGGCUGCCACUCGGUGGCGUGGGACGCCAACGCGCCGGCGCACACGGGCGACCGCGAGGCGUCGAACGAGUUCACUAAGUCCGGGUACCCACUGGGGCUGAUGAUCAAUGCGACGGGGCGGCGGUUUGUCGACGAGGGCGUCGACCUGCGCAACUACACGUAUGCGCGGUUCGGGCGGGCCAUCCUCCAGCAGCCGGACCAGAUCGCCUUUCAGGUGUGGGAUGCGCGCAUGACGCCGUGGCUGCGCGCGGAAGAGUACCGCCCCGAGCGGGUCGAGCACAUCACGGCCGACACGAUUGAGGAUCUAGCGGAGAAGUGUGCGCAGCGGGGGUUGCAGGACCGCGAUGAGUUUGUGCGCACUGUGCGCGAGUAUAACGAGGCUGUGGCGGCGCAUCGACGGGAGCAUCCCGAUGCGAAGUGGGAUCCUGCGACGCGGGAUGGCCUCUCGACGCAGUCACGCAUGAAGAAGCUGGAGAUUGCCAAGUCGAACUGGGCGUUGCCGUUGGAUCAGGGGCCGUUUUUGGCUGUCAAGGUCUCGUGCGGCAUCACCUUUACGUUUGGCGGGCUGGCGGUCGACCCGCAGACGGUGCAGGUCAUUCACGCGACGACGGGAGAUAUCAUUCCGGGAGUGUUCUGCGUGGGCGAGAUGAUGGGCGGGCUGUUCUAUAACAACUAUCCGGGCGGCAGUGGGUUGACGUCCGGCGCAGUGUUUGGCCGUCGGGCCGGACGGGAGGCGGCCAAGGUGGCCAUGAAGGCGAAGGGAGAGCGCGAGAUGAAGUUGUAG